AAAAGUGAUUGCCAUAGUGUACACACGUUCCAUUUCCCUAUUUGUAGUGCCAUUAUUUUUUUUUUGAAAAAGUGUUUAUUGAAGAUUAUUUAAAUGUUUUUGAAUUGUAUGUAAUUUGGCUCAUUGUGGAUUUAGUGCACAUAUAUUUGGAAGCAUUAGGCAAAGGAAGUUUUUCGACUUCUAUAGAGUGAUCACUACUGAAACUAUUAAGAUGUCAGUAUUAAAUCAGAGUGGCGAGGAGCAGGUGGAGUGUCCGCUGUGCAUGGAACCACUUGAGGUUGAUGAUCUUACAUUCUUCCCUUGUACCUGUGGUUAUCAGAUCUGUCGUUUUUGCUGGCAUCGUAUUAGAACUGAUGAAAAUGGAUUGUGUCCAGCUUGCCGUAAGGCUUAUUCGGAAGAUCCUGCCGACUUCAUUCCUUUAUCUCAAGAGCAGAUUGCUAAGUUGAAAGCGGAGAAGCGUCAGCGCGACCAGCAGCGCAAGGCCAAGUUGACCGAAAGCCGAAAGCACUUGGCCAGCGUGAGAGUAGUGCAGCGCAACCUGGUGUUCGUUGUGGGACUACCGAUGAGGUUGGCGGAUCCCGAGGUGCUUAAAAAGCACGAGUACUUCGGCAAGUUCGGCAAAAUACAUAAGGUGGUGAUCAAUCAAUCGACUUCGUACGCUGGCUCGCAAGGGCCCAGUGCAAGUGCCUAUGUAACCUAUAUGAAAAGUGAUGAUGCUUUAAGGGCCAUACAAAGUGUCAAUAAUAUUACGAUAGACAGUAGAGUGAUAAAAUCAAGUUUAGGAACUACGAAAUAUUGUUCGCAUUUUAUGAAAAACCAAACCUGUCCCAAGCCAGACUGUAUGUAUCUGCAUGAUUUUGGUGAUCCAGAGGCUAGUUUUACCAAGGAACAGAUGCACGCCGGAAAACAUCAGGAAUACGAAAAGAAACUCCACGAAAACCUACUCCUCCGCACCGCCAACAACAACAACCAAUCCAACACUUGUGACAAUUCUAAACCUUCUAUCCCUAUACCCACAACAAAUUCAACAUAUAAAUCGUCUUCUAAAGAUAAUAUGACAGCGGCGCUGUCGAGUAGUGUGAGCAGUAGUAGCAGCACAACAUCUAACAGUAGUGGUACAAAUAAGGAGAACUGGCCGCAUUUAAAUACGGAGAAAGAAAAGAAAGACAAGGAGAAAGGAAAGAAGAGUAAAGGUAAGGGGGAGAGCGGGAGUAGGAAGGGCGAGAGGAAGGAAUCUUACAGUAGCGGAAAGAGCGAGGUUAAGUUCGAUAGUGGUUUUAGGACUGACAGUAAAGAUAAAAACACAUCUCCGCCUCUCAGUGAACCGGCAGAAACUCCAUCUCCUCCUAUGUUACUAGAGUCACAGCUGUCUGUUCCGAAAUUAACUACGCCCAUGAUGGACGAUAAUACUAGUUUCUUUUCGCUGAAUUCGUUUCAAAAAUUACCUUCCAAUAGUUCGGCGCAGGAACACGCGACAGAAACAGAUGGCGAGGCGCAUCCUUCUAGUAUAUUGACAGAUACUCUACCAAAUAUCAACACAUCAGAAGACUGGGUGGCGGCGUUUGGAUUUUCUAGACAUUCGGAGGCUAAUUUAGGGAAAAGGGAAGACAAAGAUAUGUUAGAUUCGUUUAGGAAAGGAUUUGGCGUAGUAAACCACAGUACAGGAUUUAGUAAAGGAGUAGAACCAUAUAACAAUGGAUUUUAUGAAAUGCCUUCGAAGUUAGAUGAAAAUUUAAUGGACAUGCUCUCUGUCAAGGCGCCCCCUACUUACCCACCAUAUAAACUAAAUCCUCCACAACCUCAAGCUCCUCCAAGUCAUACGCACAAUGGCAUGAAUGGCCUAGAUCAAAAUAUGUCAAAGUUCUUCAUGGAAUUUCACAAAAACAAUAAAGAUAUUAGUACGGGACAACAGCAACAACAGUAUAAUAAUGGAUUUAAUGGUGUACAUCCGGGCUUUUUCUCUGGAGUAGCGGGCAAUUCAGAUAGAGUAAUGUUAUUACAACAAAAACAAUUAGAAGAACAGCUUUUACAACUUAGUUUAAAACAAGGAUAUGGUAGUUCCAAUUCGGUUUAUCAGAACGGCAUAAAUACACCAAUAUAUAACACAAACGGAGAAAAUGGAGGAUUCGGAAAUUUGCAUGGGUCAUUAUAUAAUAGUACAUCUAAUGUUAAACAAAACGCAAGAACUUCAGAAGACGAUUUAGGAUUUGAUCCUUUCCAAGAGACACAAAAAGCAUUUGCAGAGUUAAUGGCUACAGAACAGAAUCAAAAAUCACAUAAUAGUAUAGGUCAUAGUCAAAUUAAUGGGGUAAAUCUCAAUCAGAAUGGGCAUCUGCCUCCGCCGCCACCUGGUUUCGUUCAACAAAACCCUUCACAUAUGAACUCAUUUGGUAGUAAAAUUUUACCUUAUCUAAAUGUGUCUAAUAGUCCACAACAAAUAAAUAGUUCAACACAAAAUAAUUGGCCUAGUAAUUAUAAUUCCAAUAUGCAGCAACAACAGAAAAAUAUAAACAACACAUGUAACGAUUGGAAGGUAUUAGAUCCAGCGAUUUUAUCGUCUAGCCGUCAUUAUCCAUUAGCAAAUAUGCCUCAUCUUAGAGAUUAUACAAAUUUAUCACAAAUAGGUACUCAACAACAGAUACAACAGAACGGCGGGGUUCCGCCACUUCGGUCGUACGAGUAUACAAAUAACGCAUUCUCAAAUUUCACACAACAACUACAGCCAAAUUUCAAUAAUUUUUCACAUAUAAAUUCACAACAGAAUCUGAAUUGGUUUAGCAAUGAUAUAAAUUCACAGAUAUCCAGUCCACCGGGCUUCAGGAACAAUACAGCGACUAAACAGCAAGAAUGUUGAGAGAGACGUCGAUAGAAGAGGAACGUAUGGGUCUCGCUUUUAUUUUAAUUUUUUAAACAAAUCUGUUUCAAAAAAUAAUCUAAUUUCAAGUACCGAUCUUUUGUUUAGUGUUGUUCUAUACGUUUUAAUGCGAUUAUUUAUAUUGUUGAGAUAACAGUUUACAAUUAUUUAAUUAAAUCAAAUAUAUACAGUGUUAAUGCACAUCUUUUGCUCUACGAUAUUAUCUCCACCUUAAAAAAACAGAUUUAAAAUUGCUUUGCUGUCCUGGCCGGUCGAAAAAAUUUUCGAUGAAAAUAAAAGGUAAGAAAAGUCGACCGCUUGGUUUUGUGUAGUUUGUCUGUUCUUUCUCGAUGAUUAGUACAGUCCAAACUACAUCAAGUACACAAACUGUUGAUUGUUUCGUAUUCAGCAGUAAAGUUCUACGGGAGAAAAUUGUGAAUCUGAAAAUUGUUGUUAAAAAAAAACAAGAAAAAGGACAAUAUAAUUUUUUAGAAAUAGUAUAUAGGUAGAAAAUUCUGUAUAUUUUUCCUAUAUACUAUUUACUGCGACUAGUAUAGAAAUCAGCUUCCCAAAGCUUAUUUUACUCUUCACACCUAUUCAUAAUAAUACUGUUUAUCUCAUUUUAUAAUUUUUUAUGGGAAUGAAACCAAAUAAAUCAGAAAAUGGAAAUAUUUUCCUAUUUUUAUCAUAUUCGUAGAAGUCUUUUAUCUGAAGGAAUACCACACAAUAAUGCAAGACAGUGGGAAACAUUCACUGACAGAAACGCUUCUAUAAUUGAGGGGGCCAGACGUAAAAGGGUUUAAGUGCAGUUUUGAUAGUUCAGAGAUAAUCAGCUUCAAAGUUGUUUGAGUUUUAUAAAUUCUAGAAGUCAUUAAACUAAAAUAUGUGUACUGUACAAUGUACUAUAAAAUGUUUCAAAUUUAAGGGUAUAUUAUUACUCUCGCUGUGUCUAGGUACACGCUAACGUGUACGCAAAUAAAAAAGUUAGGUACACGCUUAAACGUCAUCAAGUCAGUGACGUCAUUAUUUAGCGUGUACUAUGACUGGGUUUUUUGGUACACGCUAAUUUGAGCCGCGUGUAUGCUGUGGUAUUAAUAAGUAUCUAUAAGUAUCGCGAGUGUCAGAGUGUGGUUAGAAUUUGUCUAAUGGCGUUAUGUUUACACUUUAAUAGAUAUUGAUUUUUAAAGAGUUUCCUUAUUUUUUACUUGUUUAGUGUUCUUUUUUAAAUUAACUAUAUGCAGUGUGGACAAUUAUUUAGUUCUUUUAAUGAGUUUAACAACAUUCUAAAACAGUAUGAAAAAGAUAAGAGACAAAAAUUCGUGAUUAACGGUAGCAGAAGUAAUAAGAUAAAAUAUACGGGGCGAUUGAUUAGUGUGGUAAAGCUCAGUAGAUCCGCUAUAGUAAUAGAUAGCAAUAAAAGUUAGUAUCAAAAAUUUUAGCAAACUUUAAGCUUCAUAUUACAAAAUUACUAAAAUUAGUUAGAUAAUAUACUGGCGGACCAAACUUAUGUUUUUUAAAUGGAACACCCUAUAUUUUAUUUUAUGUUCGAAAUCUUCUUAACUUCCAUAUCACAAAAAUAUAAAGGUUUAUUAUGUUAUACAGGGUAUUUACAAAGUUAUACCAAAUUUUCUAUGAAAACAUAAAAUUUUCUACGUAACAAGUUCAACUCCCUGUAUAAAUAAAAAUAAACACCAAUAUAAACUGGUAUAAUUAACUUACGUAUAAAAAUUAUUUAGCAGUAUUUUGUAUAUAUCAUGUUAACUAAUAUUUAUUUUGCUAACCUGAAUAUAUACUUCUAAAGUUUGAAACAUCUGAAUAGUUUGGCUUCCCUUUCAUCUUCCCUUAAUAAAAAUAUUUUCUAUCAAACAAACAACAAACACUAAAAAUAUCAAAAUAGCGUGUACCAAAAUAUAAAGUCACCGCGCACGCUAAAUAAUGACGUCACUGGCUUGAUGAAGUUUAAUUCGCGUGUACCUAACUUUUUUAUUUGCGUACACGUUAGCGUGUACCUAGACGCAGCGUAUUACUCUUACUAUAUCCUUCCUUUUUUCAAUUAUUAAAAAAAUGUACUUGAAUCGGUACAUGGUGUUAAUAAAUCUUACUGGUAAAACAGUUUAAGUGCAGAUGUUAACUAACUAUUACUAAUCAUUUUUGUCCCAGCUGUUAUCCACAGUGUAACUACAACUGGCACGUUGCAUAAUACUUAAUUAGUCUUCAAAAUUGGUCACAAAUCUAAUAUUUAUUUACUUGAAAUUAAUCCUGUAUUAACAUGUGUUUACACCUUACAGACAACUAAAGAUAGUUUUGUGGUAAAAUGGUUCAAGUGCACUUGAACCCGUUUAUUAUUAUUUGUUUUUACAGAAUACUAAAAAUAGUUUUGUGGUAAAACGGUUCAAGCGCACGGUUAAACCUGUUUACUACCAAAGCAAAUUGCAAUUGUUUUUAGUGAACUAAAUGUAAUGGCGAUAGAUGGCGACUGUAGGGCGAAAUAUGCUUAAAUCGUUUUACCACCAAGUUCUAAUACCAUUCAAGUAUGCAAAUCUGUACUUACAGUAAAAUUUUAAAAAAGUGCACUUAAACCCUUUUACUUCUAACCCCCUCAAUUACAAUUGAAUAAGAAAACAAAAGAAUGAAGAAAAAUAGGGGUCAAAUUCUAUAAAACUCGGCAAAGAAAAUUUUUUCCUAUUCAAAGGAGUGUAAAAUGAAAAGUACAUUGUACAGUGGUAUUUUUCACUAAUAAAACAUGCAAAUACAUAAGAAAAUCUACAUUUGUAGGAUGACAUAUCUCAAGACUAGUCCACGGAAGUGACGUUUAUAAAAUUCUAAUGAAGUAUGUAUUAUUUAUUAACAAAAUAUUAUUUAUUACAGAAUAAACCAUUUAUUUUUAUUUAUUAUCUUCAUUUUUAUUAUUAGUAAUUUAAGUCUUAGCAAGUUUUACACCUAAAAUUAAAUUAUUGUCAAAACUAAAAUCAAACUUACUCAGUUUCCAGUCUUACUUCAGUCCCAGCUUUCGAUUGUCUUUCUGGGGUGUUCAUCAGGUCCUAUUCAGGAGUUGUGACUACUAAAUUUCCAGAUCAUUCCACACUGCCUUCUUUCUAUACAUUAUUAUACACUCCUAUACCUAAUCACCACAUUCCUCUAUUACUAAUCUUCUAAGUAUCAAUUCAUUCUAUGCAGAUUUUUCGUGUUUGUUCCAUUUUUCUAUAAUCUUGAUUUUUACAUCAAGUUUUUUCCUGGUGUUCUUUUUAUAUUGUAUAAAUUCACCUGUCCUGUCUAGUGUAGACCUUUCUGUAGAUCUUUUCUACGUCUUGUUUCUAUAGUACAUACCAAUUAUUCUUCCAGAAUUAUCUUUUACGAUCAGUAUUCCACCACAGGACACGAUUAUAGUCUUGAAUAUUUUGCCAGUGUUCUCUUUUAAUGGGGGUAUAGUAUUUUUGAUUAUUUUUUUAGAUUUUUUUUAUUGGUUUAUUCGAUUGUAAAUAUUUUCAAGAGUAUACCAUUAAAAUUUAAAAUUUUUCCGAGCAAAAUUAGAUAUGGAUAUAUACAAACAUUUUCUUAGUAUUAUUGACAAAACUACAUUUUUUUAAACGCGUUUUCUGAAAAACAUGUUUUUUUGAGGCGGUACAUCAUAACUCAAAAAGUAAUGCACCGAUCUUUCUGAAAUUUUGCACACUUCUUUUUUAGAUAUUUUACUAGGUAGUGACGUCGAGUUUUUGUUUAUUUUAAUAACUUUUUUUUAUAUUACCAUUUUUCUUUUUACCUAACACACCUUCUCACUGUUUUUUUUUUGGUUUUUCAUUUUAAAGUUAUACCAUGAAUUUAAAAAUCAAUAUAAUCAUAAAAACUCGACGUCACUACCUCAAGAAACUCUUAAACUAAAAUAAUCUUUUUGGUUUGUAUGUUUCGGAUGAUUCUGUCCGAAGAUAUAGUGUACACCGCAAAUCAUCUUUUUUUUUGGAUCGUCUACUUAAAAAUGACGCCACCACUUAAUUUUUAAAUAUUUCUCAACAAAGAUGUAACUGAAUAAUCUUCAAGUGUUGUUCUCUAAGAUAGCCUUUUACCCAUUUAACUCAACCCCACCGCUUUCAAGGGAAAAUGUUUUAAAAUUAUGCAAAAAAGAACGCAGAAUUAACUAUACCCCCUCCCCCUUAAGCUAUUUUGGUCACAAAUAUUUCAAUGAUCCUUUUUUUUAACAGCAAGUCAUGUUGACUCAUUCAAAACACAUGUAAUUAAUUCGUUUGUAUUACUACUACUAAGGGCCGAUUGUUCGAACGCUAAUCAAAAAUGAUCAUUAUCAAAUAUUUAAUUACUGUCACAACUGUCAAUGUCCACUUUGAUUGGGUUGUUGAAAACAUAAUUAUUGAUUACAAUAAUUAUGAAAUUAGUUAAUCAAUUAUGUUAAUAAUUGUUAUGUUAAUUGAUUAACCAAUCUCAUAAUUAUAAUCAAUUAUGUUUUCAGCAACCCAACCAAAGUUGACAUUGACAGUUGUGACAGUAAUUAAAUAUUUGAUAGUGAUCAUUGUUGAUUAGUGUUCGAACAACCGGACCUAAGUGUUUUAUAUAAAAUAUUAUUAAUCUAAUAAUAUUAUUAUAUAUUACACUGUAUUAAAAAUAUUUUAUUAGCAACCAAUUAUGCAUAUUAGGCUAUCACAGAUGUUAUAGAAAGUGUUACCAAGCUCAAAUGGAACUGGGCAGGACACGUCGCCAGGCUGAAGGACUCAAGAUGGACACGAAAACUAAUGGAAUGGAGAUCAAGAGAAGAUAAACGCAGUAGAGAAAGGCCGCCUACACGAUGGACAGACAGAUGAUAUCAGAUGGAUUAGUAAAAACUGGCAACAAUCAGCACAAAACCGUGAAGUGGAAAGAUUUAAAUGAAAUUAGCUGAAAACAUUCAUUUCAGGUCAUUAAACGACUUUUGUAAAGACAAUUAGUCCCACUUGGUAAAAAUUUAUAAUUAAAAUUGACUUUCAACACAUUUACUUAAUAAAGUCGUUGCGCAUAAAAAUCUCUAUAGAUCGUAGUGCAGAGAGGCUUCUACUUAUGACUCUAUGUGUCUACAAUUUAACUAAGAUUCUCUAUUUUUUAGCACUUCCAACACAUUUUCCACCAUGCGGUAUUCAUAUGCCCAUAUAAAUAUUUCCUCCCCUCUUAGCAAUCUCCCGCCGCCGUUCGUCUUUCAUCACUCUAAAAUCGUGCUCCACGUCCUGCAGUCAUCACUUCCUUGAUGUACCACCCCAUUCCAUUCUUUCGUACAAUAUUUUCCUGUGAAUUAACUUCUUUCCACGCUAGUUUUCUCGGUUUUACAAAUUUAACUCUUCUCCUCUCUUAUCAAUUUUUGAUCUUAUAAUUAUCCUCGAAAUAUCUUGUUCUCACUGAUCUAUAGAUCCUUUGAAGUAUUCUUUCAAAAAUAUUCGUCAUACACCAGGAUUCAUCAGCGAAGGUAAAGUUUGUUUAGCAGUAAAUGGUUGAAAUCAAUUAGCACCGGCUAUAAACAUCCUGGGUUAACCGAUAAUAGUAUAAAAGGCCCGGUUUCAGGUAAAAUUUGUCUAUCUUCAUUUCUUAAUGUUGAUUUAAUUUAUUUUAAAACUCAUUUGAAAACAUUUCGGGUAUAUAAGGCAAAGCAAUAUAUUUUACAUCCGUUUUUGUUUUGUUUUCGUAGUUGUAAUUAUUGUAAAUUUUGUGAAUCCUUUGCUUUAUUAUAGGAGUACCGUCUAGUCAGUGUUAAUUGUCAAAAGACCAACUCUGUCUACCUCGUUUGCUUAUCGUUCCGGACCGGUCUUAACAAUGGGCCAAGUCAGAUAAAUUUUAAUAUUUACGACCGCACUAAUGGACAGCCGGAGUGAUGACGUAGAAGUGUAAAUUUUUAUUGACAUAUGUCAUGUCAGAGUUUUCCAAACAAACGUUGUUUAGUGUGGCAAAUUUGUAUUUUUUAUUGUUUUUUCAGUUUUUACAGUUUUGAAAUAUGUAAGUAUUGUUAUAGUUACUACAACAAUUUUAGAAGGUUGUGUAAAUAAUAAAGCAUGAUGUUUUAUAUAAAUAACAAUAAAAUGUAUGUAUCGGUGAAGUAAGGUUAGAAUUUAUUUGAUUUUUAGAAAUUUUAUAUUUUAUUUAAUUUUUUUUAGAUUUUAUACUAAUUAAAAAGUCUUGAGAUUCGGUAAAACCUUACUUUUCAAAGUGUUACAAUCUUUGUUUGGAAGUGAUCAUCAUAACACUGAAUAUAGCCGCAGUUGGCUGUGACGUCACACUCCGGCCGUCUAUUGAAAUCAACCAUUUACUGCUAAACAAACUUUAACAGCAUAUAUUGCUUAAAUAGCUAAAGUUUGAACUAUCAUGCACACAGAAUACUCAUACACAAUUUAAAAAUUUUCUGUCGUCUAUUUAUGCUUUCUCUCUCUCUUAAUUUAGGUGCGCCAAAAAAAGACUUCCUAAUUUAGAGCUUUCAUCUGUCGUAUCUUUACUGUCUGUUUAUGUUAUUAUUGUGUACUAUAAAAAUGGUUCAGUACUAUAAAAAAACCUAUCGUGAAAACAAUAAUGCGUUAGAAGUUGUUUAAACUCUGUUUAAAUAACUAGAAAAAUUGCGAGGUAACUUCUUAAUUUUUACAGGAAAACUAGUAAAACUAGCAAACCAAUUUUAAUUAUGCAGGAUUAAAGGGUAUUAAUAGUAUUUGUGUUUAAAAAUUACAAUAUAUCUAUUUAGAAAUUAAUUGCUGAUAUGUUAUUUACAUAUUAUAUCUGUACAGGAUUAACAAAAGUGUACAUUUUGGACUGUAUGGGUUUGUUCCAACACAUCGAAAAAAUAACCCAUGGAACGUAUUAUUUUAUAGUAACGUCGUCGUUACAUGACGUUUUUUCAUUAUGUUGGAACAAACCUAUUACUUUGUGCGUCAUUGCACAGUUGUACAGAGAGACUGUCAGCGGCAGUUAUAUCACGAUUUUCAAUCUCUACUCUCACACGUAAGAAAUCUCAUGUGUUGUGCUAGAAGAUCAACCAGAACCAUUAUUUUUCUGCAAAGUGCUGGUUCGUUAAGUUCGUAAAGAGUUAUUGAUUAAACUGCCGCUCUACAUAAGCUAUAAUACAAAAGGUGGUGGAACUUUUUGGCGCGAACUUUGAAUUAAGGCCGAAUACUUUUGAAUUGGCUCUCGUAUUUGAACGCAUCAGAUAGCUACAAAUAUGCCAGUAACCGCUUGCCUGUUUGUUCGGACCUUUUCUGGGUAGUAGUUUUUUAAAAAAAGGAGCGUAACCACGGAGCAUGCUACGAACUUUCAUAGAUCUACUUUUCCAAUUUAUCAACAGGCAUAUUCUCUCCCUGAGUUUAAAAGACAAUUUAAACUAAGAAUACAGUGUAAGAUGCAAUAAUUAUACUUUCAUUAAGCGAUGCAGGACAUGUAAACAACGAUUUUAGUUGUAAAGAUGUUCAAAAUUUAUCUACUCGUUCCAUAGUAACGGUAUAUUAUUAAAAUCACUUUACCAUUUGUUCUCUUUUCUCAAUUAUUAGUUUUUACUGUAUAGUAUAUAAAUUAUUGUAAUCACUGAAUACAUAGGUAGUGAAAAAAUAAUCGGUAGUCAUUGCACGAGAGCUCUAAAAUUAUCGGUUUGUUUCCCGAGUUACACUUUGACAGUUUUAAUUUCACGACCCGAAGGGGAGUAAGAUUAUGUCCAAAGUGGCACGAGGGCAACAAAUCGAUAAUAAUUUUAGAGAUCUAGGGUAACUCACUGAGAUUAUUUCAUAAAUAAAACUGUUUUUAAGUCAUUUUAACUAAUAUUUUAUUGAUAUCUUCACCUGAAUAUUUGCUAAACCUGUUUCCUGGUGUUCUCUGUGACAAGUUGUAAAACAUUAAUUCCACUGAAUAUUCAUUUUUGCGUAGUAACGAAAGGUCUCUGACAUAAUGUUUGACGACGGGAUGUUAACAAAAAUUAUCACUGCAAUUUUUAUUUCUGUAGCUUUCUUUUGGUCAGAAUCUCCUAUGAAUGAAAUAAUUCUAUUAAUUAAAUUAAGGAAUAAUUUACGCGAUUAUACAAGUAACUGUUAUCCAAAAAUAUUCAAAAACUGAACGAAAUAAUCAUCUCUAUGUUGCUGAUGACGACGUCGCUGUCAACUAAUGUUUACAUCUUCUGCCAAGCUUAUGUGAAUAAACUGUAGAAAAAUAUACAUAACAUUCCAAAUUUUAUGCAAAUCAUAGAAGAAAUAUAGACGUCCGAUUUUCAUUUAAUAUAAUAAUUAUUUCAAGCACCUAAAUGCAACCAUAACUAUUGUUACAGUGCUCGAUUUAUGAAAAUUCUUUGUGAACAUUGAAAAUAUUUCGUCUAAAAGAUGAACUGUUAUCUUAACAAUUGAGCUAGUCCUUGACUAGAAAUAAACAAAACGGAAUUUUGAGGGAAAUUAAAUUAAACACUUGAAAAAAUAUCUGAGUUUGGGUCAUAACGUCUAAGAGUCUAAUUUGGUAAGUAGCUAGAUUCAAGCGAAGUUUUGAUUGUUUUGUUUUACUAGAAUGAGAUAUUCUUUUCUUUUUCCUCUUCUUUCACUUACUUCUUUUCUGGUGUAAUUUAAAUUACCGUGUCAUUUUCUAUCAAAAUCAACCAUUUUCAUCACAAUUCAAAACUUAGUGUGGAGUAAAAAAAUGCUCGUUUUCCACAAAUUAUACAAAAUAAAUUCAUAUAUGGUGCUAUAACAUCUUCCCCAUGUAUCAAAUAACUCAUACUGAGCAAAAUUAAUGUUUUCAUUCAAACAGAUAUACGGCACUGUAUUGAAUUAAAUCAUACAGAAGUUUAUGAAAAAUAAUCCAAUGAAAUUAAAAAUCAGAUUAAAUAAAACAAAGUUAUUGCACUAAGAGCAAAAUGUUUUCCCAUCAAAAUAAAAUAAAAAAUUGUCGCAAAACAAAAAGUCGGAUUGCGUAUGCGGACAUUUCACACUGCCACAGUUCCAACUGAAAAAAAAGGAGCUUAAAGACUCAAAUAAAUGUGCUUCUUUAUUGUAGAGUAUGACCUCACUGAGUUUUUGAUCAAUUUUAAAAUACACACUUCCAGAAUUUGAUUAUACACUCUUGGUCAAAAACAUCCAGAUACUGGAUCGUUUCUGGCAAUUGUUGCCUCUGUUUAAUCUCUAUCCCUAAAAUGUCCCAUAAAUAUUCUAAUGGAUUCAUGUCGGGAAUUCACGUGGGUCAAUCCAAAACGGGAAUUCCAACAAUAGUAUUCGCCCCCUCCCUUAACGAAGUCCCUUGCAUUAAGAGCCAAGAUAUGGCUGAGGUACAUCUUCAGGGUACAAGGUUUCUCCCCAUGUAAUAAUCUGACGCGCUCGAGUGACUGCAAAAAUCCCUGCUUGGGCUCCCCUACCGUAAUGUUUACUUCCUCCGCAUUAAGACUACUAUACCCUGAAAUAUUUUUAAAAACAUUUAAAAUGCAAAUGAACGAGUUUUUUUUGACCAGGAGUGUAGUAAUCACUAUUAUAGUUAAGAACAGGGGUGGGCAAAGUGCGGCCCUCGGGCCGCAUGCGGCCCUUUAUACAUUUUUUACGGCCCGCGGAAAAGAAGUGAUCAUUUCAUUUAAAGAUUUUUUUUAAUUAUUGCUAAUAUUAAUAAAUAAAUAUAGAUAAUGAAGCUAUUGAUUAACACUUUCGCAGCGGGUGAUUUUUCCGCAAAUUUUCAACAUAACGCUGGCAAUUAUUUGGGUUUCCGGCAGAGUUUUGUCGGCUCCCUGAAUGACAUCCAUGAAAUUUCAACAAAUGGAAACGAUAUUUUUUAAGUAGUCUGGAACUGUUGAAACUGUGGAACUGGAAAAUUUUAAAUUAACGCUGUAACCACCUAGUAAGUGUAACAACUAACGGAGCACCAAAUUUAAGAGGAGCAAAUAUUGUAAUGUUGAGAAAACUUAAAGAUUACGUCCAUGAACAAUUUUCAGAACACCAGUUAUUAUUUUUCACUGCUUAAUCCAUGAGCAGAUAUUGUGCAAAAAUGUUUUGCAAGUAGUCAACGCCAACGUCAUUUCAAUUUUAACUAAUAUUGUUAUUAAUUAUUCGUUCAAUAGGAUUAAAUCAUCGUGCAUAUUUUUAUAUUAUUUCAUUCGUUCAAAGAAAACAAAAACACAAUGAAGGGAAUCUAAAAUGCCUGGUUGCACCAAAAGAUCUUAAGCUUAAGACGUGCUUUAAGCUCAGCUUACGAAACAUACGCCUUGUACCAUUGAGUCUUAGAUAAUUUUUCAGCUUGCCACAAUAGUCCUGUCGCCAGGGGGGGUACAACGGCCUCCUUAAUUCAGAUGGACUUACCCAAGUUUUUUUUAUAUAUUUUGACCCGUAGAAUACGAAUUUUUUGGGUAACAGCUGAUCCGGAUGUCGAUAAGAUUGUUAUAGACAAAGAACUUGAGGAAUUACAUAACAGCGAUUUCUCGCAAAACAAAACAUCUUUUUGUAUUUUUUGGGUCAUUUUAAGCAAAAAAUAUUCCUACAAGUUUUUUCGUAGAAUGCAUAGUUUUCGAGAUAACCGCGGUUGAACUUUCAAAAAAUCGAAAAAUUGCAAUUUUUGAACCCGAAUAACUUUUGAUUAAAAAAUAAAGCAGCAAUUCUGCUUACCGCAUUUCAAAGGUUAAGUCAAAUUAUAUCGGUUUUGAUUAUUUGCAUUGCUAAAAAUUUAUUUUUUUAUUGUUAAAAAAAGCUAUAAACACAUAGUGUUUCCCGUGCCUAAUACAUGCGUUUUAACGCAUGCUACGUAGAAAUUGCCUCGCUUGCACUUGUAGCUACUCUACCUACUCGUUCGAUUUUAAAUGAGAAAUCAUUGAAAACAUCACUCACGCACUAGGUGUUUAUAGCUUUGUUUAACAAUAAAAUAAUAAAUUUUUGGCAAUGCAAAUAAUCAAAACUGAUAUAAUUUGACUUAUACUUUCAAAUGCGGUAAGCAGAAUUGCUACUUUAUUUUUUAAUCAAAAGUUAUUCGGGUUCAAAAAUUGAAAUUUUUCUAUUUUUUGAUAGUUGAACCGCGGUUAUCUCGUAAACUAUGCAUCCUAUGAAAAAACUUGUCAGAACAUUUUUUGCCUAGAAUGACCCAGAAAAUACAAAAAUAUGUUUUGUUUUGCGAGAAAUCACUGUUAUGUAAUUCCUCAAGUUCUUUGUCUAUAACAAUCUUAUCGACAUCCGGAUCGACUGUUACCCAAAAAAUUCGUAUUCUGCUGGUCAAAAUAUAUAAAAAAAACUUGAGUAAGUCCAUCUGAAUUAAGGAGGCCGUUGUACCCCCCCUGGCGACAGGACUACAAUGGAUUGCCACGUAGAAUGCUUAGAUAAGAAUCAAAAAUUACGGUGUAAUAGUGAGACUUAAAGCGGCCCUAUUUAGAAGCUGAGCUGGGCUAAGCUGUAGCUUAAGAUUUGUUGGUGCAACCAGGCAUAGGAUUUUUUAAAUUUAUAACUUUUUUUAUUUUGAUUUAAAUGACGCGUGUUGCAUAUUACGUAUGAUGCGUGUUUACAUCUACUUAAGCACGGAAUUUCCCUUCAAAUAUUUAAAUAACUAAUAGCAAUGUGAAGAUAGAAUUUACUAUUUUAUUUGGGAAUAAGCCACAACUUAAGUUUGAAAUUAAAUUAAUCUUAGGUUUCCAUUGCCACUUCGGAUAUCGUUAUCAAAAUACAAAACAUUAAUAAAUUAAACUAAUUAAGUAAAUGCUUAAUUUAUUAAUGUUUUGUAUUUUGAUAACGAUUUCCGAAGUGGAAAUCGAAACGUCAAAUAAAUUUAAUUUCAAACUUAAAUUGUGGCUUAUUCCCCAAUAAAAUAGUAAAUUGCAUAAGAUGUUACAAGGAAAUUGCUUCAGAACAAUAUUAGGGAAAAAAGAAAUAGGUUCAUAGAUCAAAUAAAAAUAAAUAAAUAUAUAGAUACACAUAUAUUUAAGGGAAUUACCAUGAUUAAUUAAGUGCGAAUGCUAAAAUUUGAUAUUUUUGAUUUUUUUAAUAUUUUAAAUAAUGAAAGUACAUAACUAUAUUUUUUAAACUUUAUUUUAAAUGAAAGUACAUAAAUAAAUAAAUAAACUUCAAGAAUACUCUCUAAAAUUUUCAGCUUGACCGGAGUAAAAUUACCGGAAGAAAAGCAUAUUUAAUAUCCCUACCUUCGACUCGCUUUGCAGUAGCUUGAGCCUAGUGAGAUACGUUCCCGUACAGAACAGCUGUUCCCGUCUCUUUUGUAAAUUACUCUGCGAUUCAAAAACAUAUUCCGGCGUGCAUCACUUUACGAUUUGACAAACAAAAAACAAAUUGAAAUAAAAGUUGUCAAACCAAACGCGUUUUUCUCAAAACUGCUUUUUUCAAAGGCGGUGGACAUUGUAACUCAAAAACUACCUAUUUGACAGAUCCACCUGAAAUUUUUCAUAGAUUUUCUUUAGACACUUUGUGAGGUAACUCUGCCGAGAUAUGUUUUGGUUAACAAUAAUAAAUAUGUUGAUUUUCACCCUUUUUUAAAAAAAUUCGUUAUUUUGACUCGUAUUUUGAGUGAUGUCAAAAACUAAAAAAACUCAACAGCGUUACCUCGAGAAACUCAUAAACUAAUAAAAUAUUUUUGAAUUUUGUGUUUCAUAAUAUGAUCCAUUGACGAGUUCUACUGCAAAAUCCAUUUUUUUAAGCUGCCUGUAAAAACUUGCCACCGUUGGCUUAUUUUUCAAUAUUUGGUCUUGAAUUUUUUUUAAUAAUCUUUGAAUUGUACUGAAUAUGUUUAUUUAAUUUAAAAAUAAAAUAAUUCUACCAUAAUUUCAAACAAAAUUCAAGAAAAGGUGCUUGAAAUGUUGAUUUUAAACCAUGCCCCCCUCCCUUAAACAAAAUUAGUAAAAAGUUAAAAAUUCGAACAUGUUAAGGUAAUAAAUAGCCCUUGGUAAUAGACCAAAAAUAUUUUGUGUCCCUUACUAAUAGAAGUUUGCCCACCCCUGGUUAAGAAGAACCAUGACUAAAGAUAUUUAGUAUUUACGAUAUUCUUUACGUAAAUUUAUUGUUAAAUGAUAAUCUUAACAAACUUCAAAGUGAUCGAUUAAACACACAAAAUCCAUACUAGUUCUUCCUAGCUAUCACGUACAUUAUCUACAUAGAUAAACAAUCAUAGAUAUUUUUUCAAGUGUUUUUGUGGUACUUUCUGCGUUUACUUCACUGUGUCAUUAAUAUCAUACGAGCAGAAUGAUUCUGCGCUUUGUGCAAUAUUGUCAGUUUGUGUAAGAAUAUUAUGAGCGAGGUGAUGUAUAUCCCAUACCUAAUUUAUGAGUAUAUUUUAUUCGAUGAGUACUACAAAAGCUUUAUUUCUGUUGUAAACUUAUUUGUGGGUGUAUGGCCUGACAACUUCAGAAGACAGAUUUAAUAUUAUUAUAUUCAAUUGAGUAUGACAUAAACCAGCUAAAUAUACUAUAUAAAUCAUA
Diabrotica virgifera virgifera (western corn rootworm) is the source of this 16217-nucleotide messenger RNA. It is a transcript of the gene Cnot4, whose product is annotated as CCR4-NOT transcription complex subunit 4. Gene Ontology annotation, cellular component: CCR4-NOT complex. The transcript has 13 exons. Gene Ontology annotation, molecular function: ubiquitin-protein transferase activity; RNA binding; metal ion binding. The coding region runs from base 212 to 2854 and encodes 880 amino acids. The record is from RefSeq and is a predicted model, not a curated record. Lineage: Eukaryota; Metazoa; Arthropoda; Insecta; Coleoptera; Chrysomelidae. Gene Ontology annotation, biological process: protein ubiquitination.